This is a messenger RNA of Diaporthe citri, 1092 nucleotides long. RefSeq lists its product as uncharacterized. The transcript has 2 exons. Gene Ontology annotation, molecular function: oxidoreductase activity, acting on the CH-OH group of donors, NAD or NADP as acceptor. Lineage: Eukaryota; Fungi; Ascomycota; Sordariomycetes; Diaporthales; Diaporthaceae. The record is from RefSeq and is a predicted model, not a curated record. Bases 1 to 1092 code for a protein of 363 amino acids.
AUGAUGGCAUCAGUCGGCGGCUUCGACCGCCCACCACAGCGGGACUCAUGGUUCGCACCGUUUUCCAUCGACCUCUUUCUCAAGGUCCUCAAUGUGACCUUCUUCCACCCCUUCGUGGCCUGGAUGAUCCCCUUGUGCUUCCGCGCCGAGCACAUGGACUGGGACAAGAUCCCGAUGCAGGUCUCCAUAUACUACGCCUGGGCCAUAACCAUCUGGUAUUUCCUGGGCGAGAUCAACAAGCGCGUGGCAUUCGGCCUCCCCCGCGAGGUCAACCUCGAGGACGAGGUCAUUGUCAUCACCGGCGGCGCGAGUGGGCUCGGCCUGCUCAUCGCUGAGGUGUACGGCAUGCGCGGCGCCUCCGUCGCCGUGUUGGACGUGAGGGACCUCGAGAACGGGGAGGCCAGGGGCGUCACGCACUACAAGUGCGACGUCACCGACAAGGCGGAGCUCGCGCGUGUUGCGAGGCAGGUCGAGGAAGAUCUCGGCACCCCAACAGUCCUGAUCAACAACGCAGCUGUCGUGGUGGGCAAGAGCCUCCUGGACAUGGACACCGACGAGAUCGACAAGAGCCUGACCACCAACCUGCUCUCGUGCUUCUACACGCUCAAGACCUUCCUGCCCGCCAUCAUCCGCGGUCAGACUGGCGGAACGGUCGUCACCAUCUCCAGCGUCAUCGGGCAGGUCGGCGCCGCGCAGCUCACCGACUACGCCGCCGCCAAGGCCGGCCUGAUCGCGCUGCACAAGUCCCUGACCGCCGAGCUGAAGCAGUCGCACCCGAACAUCCGGACCGUCCUGGUGACCCCUGGCCAGCUGAGCACGCCGCUCUUCUACGGCGUGCAGACGCCCAACUCGUUCCUGGCGCCCGUGGUCGAGCCCGUGGACAUCGCCAAGGAGAUCAUCAGCGCCAUCGACAACGGCAAGGCCGAGUUCAUCAGCGCGCCGCUAUACGCGAGGAUGAUGGACUGGUACAACGUCUUGCCGCUGAGCCUGCAGACCGUUGUGAGGAGGCUGGCUGGUGUGGAUACCGCGAUGAAAAGCUUCAUAGGCCGCAAGGGCAAUGAGCUCCAUGAGAAGAACGGGAGCCUGAUAUGA